AUGGAAAAAUACAAUCUCUCAGUGGUGAAAGAAUUCAUCCUGAUGGGCAUUACAGCACGCCCGGAGCUGCAGACCCCAUUAUUUUUGAUGUUCCUCAUCAUCUACUUAAGUUCAAUGCUGGGCAACUUGGGCAUGAUCGUCCUCACCACGGUGGACUCCAGGCUGCAGACCCCAAUGUAUUUCUUUCUCAGACACCUGGCUUUCACCGAUCUUGGUUAUUCCACAGCUGUGGGACCCAAAAUGUUGGUAAACUUUGUGGUAGAACAAAACGUCAUCUCCUAUUCUCUUUGUGCUACACAACUAUCUUUCUUUCUUGUGUUUAUCAUAAGUGAACUAUUUAUUCUCUCCGCCAUGUCUUAUGACCGCUAUGUUGCCAUCUGUAAGCCAUUGCUUUAUACAGUCAUCAUGUCACAAAGGGUAUGUUGGGUUCUGGUGGCAAUCCCCUAUCUCUACUGCACGUUUGUGUCUCUUCUCGUCACCAUAAAGAUUUUCACUCUGUCCUUCUGUGGCUACAACGUCAUCAGUCAUUUCUACUGUGACAGCCUUCCAUUGUUAACGUUGAUCUGCUCUGACACUCAUGAAAUUGAAUUGAUCAUUCUAAUCUUGGCAGCUUUUAAUUUACUUUCGUCUCUUCUGGUGGUCUUGGUGUCCUAUCUGUGGAUCCUCGUAGCCAUUCUGAAGAUGAAAUCUGCAGAAGGCAGGCGCAAGGCUUUCUCCACCUGUGGGUCCCAUCUGACCGUGGUUGUAGUUUUCUAUGGGACUUUAAUAUUUAUGUAUGUGCAGCCAAAAUCCAGCCAUUCCUUUGAUACUGAUAAACUGGCUUCUGUCUUUUACACCAUGAUUAUCCCUAUGUUAAAUCCACUCAUCUACAGCUUGAGGAACAAGGAUGUAAAAUAUGCCCUCCAAAGGAUUUGGAAAAAGAUAUGCAACGUUUGUUCACUAAAGCUUGCAUGA
Molecule: messenger RNA, 954 nt
Organism: Dipodomys ordii (Ord's kangaroo rat)
Lineage: Eukaryota; Metazoa; Chordata; Mammalia; Rodentia; Heteromyidae
Product: olfactory receptor 8K3-like
Exons: 1
Coding region: 1-954 (317 amino acids)
Biological process (GO): sensory perception of smell; G protein-coupled receptor signaling pathway
Cellular component (GO): membrane
Molecular function (GO): odorant binding; olfactory receptor activity; G protein-coupled receptor activity
Source: RefSeq, a predicted model, not a curated record